Molecule: messenger RNA, 8329 nt
Organism: Anguilla rostrata (American eel)
Lineage: Eukaryota; Metazoa; Chordata; Actinopteri; Anguilliformes; Anguillidae
Gene: dlg5a
Product: discs, large homolog 5a (Drosophila)
Exons: 35
Coding region: 815-6835 (2006 amino acids)
Biological process (GO): negative regulation of hippo signaling; regulation of apoptotic process
Cellular component (GO): plasma membrane
Molecular function (GO): protein binding
Source: RefSeq, a predicted model, not a curated record
GUGUGAACGUCUUUUCAGCGUGUGAAGCCUAUUGCGAUUAUUUAGUUUGUCUAUUCAUCUGCACUAAAGCAGACAAACCGCAUUUCUGACACUGUUAGAUACCAGCAGCUGUAUUACCCACACACUAAAGUAAUGCUGUAUUUAACAGUAAUAGACUAAUAGUUAUGUAGUUUUUCCCCCACCACCAUAGCAGCCAUUCCUCUACGGAUGGCGGAAAAAGAAUCGUUCGUAUUCGCUGGGGGCCCAUCUUCGGCUCGGAAGAUCCGGACUCCGUGAUUGUUGUCAUACAGCUAAAGUUACAGGCACUGUGAUGACCAGGUGUGUCUGUCGGAAGCUCCGCCUUGUUUUACCUUACAUGGCUAUUAGACGGCGACUUGAUUGACAGCGAGCAGCAGCUGCUGGGCUGCUGAGACAUGGCGGAGCUUGCAGUUUUGUGGGAGAGCUCUUGAAGAGUUGCGGUACUUUGUAGCAGUUCGGUCGGCGAAGGAACGACAAAAAUACUUCAGAAAAGGGCUAAUGCAGUUGUAACUGCGUACGAUGGAAGCGGUCAAGAAAAUGGGGGAAAUGUAGGACUUUCGGGACGGUGGGAAAAUGUACUGCUGUUUCAUAGUGCAGUCAACAGCCUUAGGCAACAAAUAUGGCUACUUGUGUCUCUUUCAAUUUGCGAUGAAAAGCUGCUCAACUCGGCCAUUCAUUACGAUGGCUGCGGUGCCGAUUUCCUAGAAGUAACCAUCUAGAAGAAGUUCUUGCUUGAUCGUUUUUACGGUUUUGAAGGUUUCGCUGAAGAUAAGAGCGCAGAACGCAGCGAACAGCCAUGGAACCUAAGCACAAAGAGUUGUUAGAUCAAUGCCACCAGAACUUAUUGGAGUCCAUUACAGAUGCAGACCGGGUGGUAGAGUUGUUGGGGAAAUCUGGCACCCUAAGCCCGCUGGAGAGGUAUGAACUGGACAAUAACUGCUCGACAAGCUCGGAGAAAGUGGACCUUCUCUUGAAGAUGCUGAUGAACAAGGAAAGAGACCAUUUUCAGGACCUGUGUGUGGCCCUGGAAAAGACGCACCCACACCUGUGUUCAGCUCUCUUCUUGAACGGCGGGGGACCAGUGGACCAUUCCUCCGGGUCUACGUACAGCGUGUUGUCCACGAUGCCGUCGGACUCUGAAAGCAGCAGCUCCCUCAGCAGCAUAGGUACGACCGGUAAAGCCUCGUCCCCGCCCCCGGCGCUGAUUGACAACCGGCAGAUGAGCGAGAAGCUGGAGACCAUCCUGUUCCAGCUGCGCCAGGUGACCCGCGAACGGGACGACCUGCGCAAGAGGCUGGCCCUGUCGUCCCCGGGAACCACCUUCGACGACUGCAGGCCGAACUCCAAGCCCAGCCACGAUUACGAGCGUCUGAAGAUGCAGUGCAUGAAGGCGAUGGCGGACCUGCAGUCGCUGCAGAACCAGCACACCAAGACGCUGCGGCGCUGCGAGGAGGCCGUGAAGGAGGCCGACUUCUACCACACGCUGCACAGCCGUCUCCUGAGCGACCAGUCCCAGCUGAAGGAGGAGAUGGACGCCAUGAAGAGGGACCACGCCCAGCUGGUGCGCGAGCAGAGCCACCUGCAGCAGGCCUGCGAGGACCUGGGGAGGCUGCACGAGGAGGACCAGAAGGAGCUGGCCGACAUGAGGCUGCAGCAGCAGCAGGUAUUGAGGGAGAACGGGUCAUCUGAGAUUCUCAACAAGCUGUACGACACGGCCAUGGACAAGCUGGAGGGGGUGAAGAAGGAGUACGACGCGCUGCGGAAACGCUACAACGAGAAGACGGCCAAUCACAACACGGACCUGAGCCGGCUGGAGCAGGCGGAGGAGGAGGGGCGGCGGCUGCAGAAGCAGAUGGAGGUGCUGAUGAAGCAGCGGGACACAGCCAUCCACUACCAGCAGCAGUACUCUUCCUCACUGAGGAGGUUCGACUCGAUGCAGCAGGAGCUGAACAAGACGACUGCGCAGAACAAGGAGCUGACGCGGGAGCUGGAGCGGCUGCAGACGGACGCCACGCGCUUCAAGACGCUGCAGCUGAAGGCCGUGAAGGACUCGGAGAAGUACAAGGAGGAGCGCGACUCGGUCUUCAACGAGUACCGGCUCAUCAUGAGCGAGCGCGACCAGGUCAUCAAGGAGGUGGACAAGCUGCAGACCGGCCUGGAGGUGGCCGAGGCCAAGCUGAAGAACACCUCCUGCGAGAGGAAGGUGGCCGGGGAGGAGAUGGAGGCGCUGCGACAGGAGCUGAGCUCGGCGCUGGUGGAGCGGGACCGGGCCAUCUGCGAGCGGAACGAGCUGCUGGAGAAGUACUGCCACGAGGUGAAGGACAAGGCCGAGGCGCAGAAGGAGCUGAGCCAGGCCUGCAAGGACAUCGAGACGGUGCGGGAGGAGCGGGACGUGGCACGCAAGGAGCGCACCGAGGCCAUCAUCCAGAGAGACCAGCUGCUGCGGGAGUACUACCAGGCCCGGCAGAAACAGGACUCAGCCACACUGGACAUGGAGCGGGCCACCAAGGAGAUGGAGGUGCUGCGGAAGCAGUGUGAGGCGAUGUCCCAGGAGCUGCAGGAGGCCGCGCAGGAGGCAGAGGUCGCCAAGUGCCGCCGCGACUGGGCCUUCCAGGAGCGCGACAAGAUCGUGGCCGAGCGGGAGAGCAUCAGGACGCUGUGUGAUAACCUACGCAGGGAGAGGGACCGGGCGGUCAGCGACCUCGCCGAAGCGCUGCGUAACCUGGACGACACGAGGAAGCAGAAGAACGACGCGGCGCGGGAGCUCAAGGAGCUGAAAGAGAAGAUGGAGAACCAGCUGGAGAAGGAGGCCCGGUUUCGGCAGCUGAUGGCGCACAACUCCCACGAUUCGGCCAUCGACACGGACUCCUUGGAGUGGGAGACGGAGGUGGUGGAGUUUGAGAAGGACCGGGAGGACAUGGAUUUGAAAGCACUCGGGUUUGAUGUAGCGGAGGGGGUAAAUGAUCCAUAUUUACCAGGCGAUUGUGGAAUUUUCGUUACCAAGGUGGACAAAGGAAGUAUUGCAGAAGGAAGGUUAAGAGUGAAUGAUUGGUUGUUGAAGAUAAAUGACGUUGACCUGACCAAUAAGGACAGGAAGCAGGUGAUCAAAGCCGUCCUCAGCGGCGGGGGGGUGAUCAACAUGGUGGUUCGCCGGAGGAAGUCGUUGGGCGGAAGAAUCGUUACUCCCGUCCACUUAAAUCUGCUGGGACACAAAGACUGCGGUGUUGGGCUGGAGAGCGGUGUGUUUGUGGCCUCUGUGGUUCCCGGGAGCCCAGCCGCGCGGGAGGGGUCCCUGACGGCGGGAGACCGGCUCAUCGCCAUCAACGGAAUUGCACUAGAUAACAAGUCUCUGAGUGAGUGUGAGUCCCUGCUGAGGAACUGCCACGACUCUCUCAGCCUCUCGCUCAUGAAGUUCUUCCCGCAGAGCUGCUCGGGGCAGAACCUGUAUGAGAGCCUGCGGGACGCGGAGAGGAGCUCGAACUGCCGGCUGCACGCGUCCGAGGUGCACGUGCGGAACUGUCGGAACCUGAAGCACAACAGCUCCACGCAGACGGACAUCUUCGACCCGGACGCCGGCGGGGAGGGCAAGAAGCCCCCCGAGGAGGCGCCCCUGUGCCUGCACCCCCUCCCCCUGCGGGCCCCCCCCGAGCAGCCCACCCCCGGGCCCUUCAGCGCCCCCGUCUUCCCCGAGCGCUGCUACGACAAGCGCCCGUUCACCUUCGACCCCGCCGCCGCCGACUGCGUCACCGUGGAGACCACGCUGGACAAGGGCCACGCCCAGAAGCACAGCGGCGGCACCUGGCCCAAGAUGGUGGUGGGCGGGGGCUCGGGGGCGGAGCCGGGCGCGCACCUGUCCAUCUUCAAGGUGCCCAAGCAGAGGAAGUCCAUCUUCGACGCCGAGGCCUUCAAGCGGCCGGACACGCCCUCCAAGCUGGACUACCGCCCCGCCCACUCCCCGCAGGCGUCCGCGGCGGAGGUGACGCAGGCCCCGCCCACUCCGCCCACGCGCAGCGACUCCUUCAAGUUCAAACACAAGCAGCAGAGCAGCUCCGCCUCCGACUCCACGGUGACGGCGGGGUCUCCGCCCCCCACCCCCGGCCCGGGGGCCAAGCCCGACGCCGUCGUCCUGGAGACCGGGCGCGACCGCAACGGAAACCACUACUUCCUGGAGGGCGGGGCCGACUGCAAGGGCCUGAGCGGCAGGAAGUCCUGCGAGGAGGACCUGAGCCGGCGGGGGGGGGACGAGCCCGAGGUGAAGAGGCAGAGGCCCAAAUCGGCCCCCGCCCUGCGACGCAGGAUGACCCCCCUGCAGAUCCCCAUUGCAGCGCUGCAGGUGCAGAGCUUCUCUAACGACGAGCAGUCCCCGGACCCCGCGGAGAUGAUGCGCUACUCGCCCAAACGGCCCCACCGCCACAGCGUGGGCUUCGCCCCCCCCGCCUACAACGGCUCCAUGGCGGGACACUCAGCUCACCGUGGCCUGGCCCCGUGCCCGGCGGUUACCGCGGUGAUGAGGAACCCCAUCUACACGGCCUGGAGCCACCGGGUCCACACCAGUAACUGCCCCUCGGUCCCCAGCCAGAUCUGCCACCCCCACUCCCACCCCAGCCCCCAGCACCAGGGCCGUCUCAGCCUGGACCUCAGCCACAAGCGCUCCAGCGACUUCUCCGAGUCGUCCCGCAGCCGAACUCCGCACAACACCAACUCCCUGCCGUCCAGCGCCAGACUGGGUUCAUCCAGUAACCUGCAGUACCGCACCGAGCGGAUUAAGAUCCCCUCCACCCCCCGGUACCCCCGGUCCAUGCUGGGCUCUGACAGAGGUUCUCUGUCCCAUUCGGAGUGCAGCAGCCCCAGCCUGAUCACCCCUCCUCAGUCCCCCCUCAACCUGGAGACCUCCUCCUUCGCCAGCAGCCAAUCGCAGAGCUCCAUCUCCACCCUGCCCAGGAUAUCGGUCAGCCCGGUGCCCGUGGGCGAGCGACGGAAGGACAGAUAUCUGUUCCGUAACAGAUCCUUUCUGAGAAUCCCCGUGGCUCCUAGGCCUAGAUUCUCCUCUCUCAGAAGCCUGAGGCCGUACCUGGAGGAGCCGCGUAACGUGAUCGUGCACAAGGGCGCCGAGCCUCUGGGCAUCUCCAUCGUCAGCGGCGACAACGGCGGCAUCUUCGUCUCCAAGGUGACGGGCGGCAGCAUCGCCCACCAGGCCGGGCUGGAGUUUGGGGACCAGCUGCUGGAGGUACGACCUGCUCUGCUCAGAUCAACGGCAAGCCAGGCGCUGAUCAUUGUGCAGCAGUGCGACACCAUCACCAUCCUGGCACAGUACAACCCUCACAUGUACCAGCUGGGCAACCACUCGCGGUCCAGCUCCCGAAUGGAACCAAUCAGCAAUCAGUCGACCCCCCAAGGCAGUGGGGCCACCACCCCCGACAAUCACUCCACCAUCGACACCCUGAGCGAGCAGGACGGCAUGCCCCUCAACAGACCCCACUACCAGCCCGAGCCCAUCAGGGACCCCCGCAGCUCCAUCAGGAUGUCCUCUGAGCCGGCGCGGAAGGUUCCGGAGCCGCGGACGGUGACGCUGAGGAAGACGCAGGUGGAGCUGGGGGUGCAGAUCUGCGGGGGGAACCUGCGCGGCAUCUUCGUGGAGAAGCUGGAGGACGACAGCCCGGCCAAGAUGGCCGACGGCCUGCUGCCCGGGGACAUGAUCCUGGAGUACUGCUCGGCCUCCAUGAGGAACAGGACCGCGGAGGAGGCCUACCUGGAGAUGCUCAAGCCUGCAGAAACGGUCACACUGAAGGUUCAGCACCGCAUCGACGAGUUCACCGCGCUCAAGGACGCUCCUGGAGACGGGUUCUACAUAAGAGCACUUUAUGACCGAGUUGCAGAGAUGGAGCUGGAGCUCAGUUUUAAGAAGGACGACAUCCUGUACGUGGACGACACCCUGCCGAAGGGCAGCUUCGGGUUCUGGAUGGCCUGGCAGCUGGACGAGAACGCCCAGAAGCUGGAGAGAGGGCAGAUCCCCAGCAAAUACAUGAUGGAUCAGGAGUUCUACCGCAGGCACAGCAUGUCGGAGCUGAAGGACGAGGGCGGCUCCAGUAAGACGCUGUCGGCCGCCGCCCGCCGCUCCUUCUUCCGCCGGAAGCACAAGCACAAGCGCAGCGGCUCCAAGGACGGCAAGGACCUGCUGGCGCUCGACGCCGUCAGCACCGACUCCAUCCCGCUCCUGGACGACUGUGUGAGCCUGGCCUAUCAGAGAGUGCAGAAGGUGGAGUGCUCCGCCCCCAGGCCGGUCCUGGUUCUGGGUCCACUGGUGGACGCGGUCAAGGACAUGCUGGUGAAGGAGUCUCCGGGGAAGUUCUGCCGAUGUCUCCUCGAAGUGAUGAAGGCCUCUCAGCAGGCGAUUGAGCGCGGGGUGAAGGACUGCCUCUUCAUCGACUACAAGAGGAGGAGCGGCCAUUUCGACGUGACCACUGUGGCUUCAAUUAAGGAAAUAACAGAGAAGGACUGUCACUGUUUGCUUGACAUUGCCCCUCACGCCAUCGAAAGGCUUCACAGCGUUCACAUUUACCCAAUCGUCAUUUUCAUUCGCUACAAAAACGCAAAGCAGAUAAAGGAACAGAAAGACCCCGUGUUCCUGCGGGAUAAAGUUUCUCAAAAACAUUCCAAGGAGCAAUUUGAGAUUGCACAGAAAACAGAAACGGAAUACAGCAAAUUCUUCACAGGUAUUGUCCAAGGCGGGAGUUUGUCCUACAUUUGCACUCAGAUUGUGACCAUUGUUGAUCAGGAGCAGAGUAAAGUCCUGUGGAUUCCGGAUGGAUCGCCCUAGACCUGAACCCCGAACCCCGAACCCUGAACCCUGCAGCCUUGUGUCUGUGUACAAAUAAAAACACUAAAACCUUAACUAAAUGAAGGGGUACAAUACACUGAACAUACUCAAACCAUGAUCACUUUAUUUACUGCGCUCGAUAUAACCUGUAACACAAAGCUUAAGUUCCACUUCUCUGCAGCGGUAGAUAUUCCUAUAGCACUGACGUUUUCCUGUCUCUGGUUCUGUUCUUCCCUCCCACCUCCUUCCAGAGCGUAUGACUUUGUUAGUGAUGCUGCAUUUGAAACACUCGUUUACAAAAACAGAAUAUUUUCAGAGUAUUUUUACGUAACGCUUACUUGAAUGUGUACUUUUCCCGUAGUGUCCCACCCGCACCCCGGCCCCGUCCCCGUCCCCACAGUCCGUCACCCCAAAUAAAACUUUGUCAUAAGGAUGAAGCUGAUGCAUGUGCGUGAAGAGUUUACUGGCCACAUGGAAGUGCCUUUUCAAACUGAGCGUGUGACAACAGGGUUAUCUUGGGGGUUGGGAUUAACAGAAUAAUGUAAAACAGUUCAGUUCAAUCCUUUACAGGACAGACCACUGUGUUUUAUUAAUCUCUGUUUCUGUUUCUAUCCACUUAAUGUCUAAUUAACUAAUAACUGGGUCGUGGACCCAGUAAAGUGUAGCAGUUGGUAGUCAGCUCUUAGCAACGAUUAGCAUGUUUUUUUCUGUUAUGUUUUUAUUUGUUUGUUUUGUCUCUUUUAAUGUAUCUAUUUAAAAAACAUCAUCCUGGUGCAAUUUUGCAUGACUCUAAAACUUUUCCUCGUUUAAUCUGUGUUAGUGUUAUAGAUUUUUUUUUUAUUAUUUAAGUGGGUUUUUUUUAAUUCAAGUAUGAGGCACAGUAAGUUAAAUGUAUAAAUGGUGAUUCAGUCGGUCUUCAAUGCAAUGCCCCCACCCCUGUAUGUGGUGCCAAACUCCAGUAUCUCCAUUUGUUUUGCUUUUGUUUUGCACUUGUAAAUCUGUGUGCCAUUCUCACAGAGUUGCAUUUAGAUAUCGGAUAAUUUUGUAUCAUGUUCUAGGUACUAUAGUUGUACUGUACAAGCAAGUGUACAUUUGAGUAUAUCACAACUGUUCCUAACAUUUCAUUAUUGCCAGGCAUACAAUGGCCUUUUUGUUUUUACCUUUAUUGGAGAAAGUAGAUGCUCCUUGUUUGAAAAAGGGAUGUGUUCUUGCACAGUUUUUCCAAGAAAAAUAUGUCCUAAAGUUUGACUUAUUGGGUUAAAAAAUUAAGAACCUUGUAAUUAAAAGUAAAUUUAAUGUCAAACUGUGGCAGGAUCGCUAGCGUCAGAUUUUCCAUGGGAGGGACGAAGCUCUUCCUAGGCCUGGCUGGGUUGACAGGAUAUACGUGAAACAGACAGGUACUGUUCUGAUUGGGAUUUUCUUUAUUAAAAAUAUGAUUUGUAUCAAAUGUUAAGAAAUUAAUGAGAAUAAAAGUCAUUUUUCUGUACCACAAAA